AUGUCGCAGCGCACAUCCGGUCGCGCUCGCCUGGCAGGUCGGACAGGAUCGCGAAGCGAGGCCCACUUUGCAUCCGAAGCUGGCAUAGAUCUCGAGGCGCUUCAAAGGCAGGAAGAGGUUGGCUCUAGUCUCCCAGACGAUGGAGCCGACGUGAGUGUGCCUACCUCAUCCACCUUGUCCAGCGCCGACGCUCAGGACAGCUCGCUGCCUCCUCCUGUUCUUGCCGGAACUUCUCAGCUAGAAUCGGGUCUAAUCCUUGAUGCUCCCUCGCAAGUGGUGAGCAGUCCGAUUGGAAGAAGCUCGAGGCUGCCUCGUGCAGCUGCAGCGCGAAGUCGGCAAAGGGCAACCAAGGCGCCCACACCUCUGCCAGAGCCGAGCGAAGAUGAGGCCGAGUAUGACGACCAGUCCGGCCCAGUCUCUACCCCGAAACGCUCUAGUCGCACUAGACCUUCCAGCGAUAGACGACCGCUCAAGCGCGGGAAGCCCGUUGUUGGGGACGAAGCUGAUGCAUCUGGGCCAGGUGCUGGAGGCAAAAGCCUAGAAGAGGAGGGUGCGGAUCAGGAGAGCGACGAGAUGGACGCGACGCCCAGAGGAAGACGUGCGGACGCUGGCAGAGGCCGUAGCCUUGGCAGAAGCAAAGCCGCGGGGACGCGCACCAGAGAAAAGAGUGCGACACACGCUGAGACCGACGAUUUUCCCCAUCAUCCUGCCGAUCAGAAGGUCUUUGAAGAAUUUCAAGCUAGCACUGGCGCGGACAACGGCAGCGAGAGCGAGGAAGAAGCUCCUCUGAAAAAGCGUCGUGGCUCGAGAGGGCGAGGAGGAGGAAGCCGAGGAGGUAGAGCGCGAGCUGGCCAGGGCCGACAUUCCAAGCGCGGCGCUGUCUCCGCCGGAGCAGACGAGGAUGAAGAGGAAGGUUUGCAUGAGGGGGGAGAUGCAGAGGAAGACAAGGUCUCAGAUGCCGGCGAGACUGACUUGGUUCCGGUGGACAGCAGAUCGCGAUUCAUGCUAGUGUCCGAGUUUGGUCAGACUACGCUGGUUCCGGCUGUCAAACGCGUCAAAGGCACAGCGACCAGCUUCAGCUUGGCCACCAAGGACGAUGCGCGAGGUGGCAUGGGUCGAGGCAAAGGGUAUAGGUACAGCAAGCGUGGCGGCAGAAGAGCCCGUGGAGGUGCAGGUGGUAGCGCCACACCCAACGAUAGCCCUGCUCCUGGAAAAUUCAAAAUGACUGGUGGCGCGCGAGUCAGCGACCGAACCCCUUCUCGGUGGGCACACGGCGAAGACGACGAAGAUGGUGAAGACGACGAGCAAGGAACAGGGGAAGACGGCCCAGAGAAGGAAGAUAUAGAAGGUAGCCACGAUGAGGAUGACGCACAGAAUGACGCGGCUGGGGUAGAUGCGUCAGAAGACGAGUCGCAGAUGGUGGACGUGCCCCAAGUCGCUUGGGUUCAAGGCCGGGAGUACACCUUUGUCGCCGACGAGCUCCAGCUCGACGAGGACGAAGAAGGUGAAAAGAAGAUUGACAUUCACGGCAACUUGCUAGGUGGUACGUACAAGUCUCAGAAGGCGUUAGGCCGAGCCUGUGGUUAGGCACCUGACUCAAGUUGACCUCGGGCGCUCUCACAGGUCGUGAAUGGCGUAUUGCAACCUUCACAUCCUCAACAAGGUCAGACCCACAGCGACGUUACUGUCUCGCUGUAGAUGCAGCCCGAGCGUGCGGCUUCAAGGACUCGCUCUACUUCUUUCGUCGCACGCCUUUACUGGUGCGACUCUUUUUGACACAUAAGGAGCGCGAGGAACUCGUUGAUGCUGGCAGAAUCGACCCGAAGCUGAAAGGUCGCAAAAUCGCUGUUGUCGCUGCAAGGAACGUCUUCAAGGUAUUUGGCAGAGCCUGUGUCAGAUGUGAGCGCGUCUUUUUGCGUGUUCUUCUUUAUUCAACUCGCUGACAUGUGCUCAUGUCUGCCCACAUUAGAUGGGCGAAGUGUCGUGGACGACUAUUACGAGGCUGCCGCAAAGGAAGCGGGCGCAACCGAUGAGGGACAAAUGGGAGGCGCGGUCAUCGGCGCAGUGCGCGAAUCCGGCGGCAGAGUUGCUCGCGCAACCGAUGAUGGCGCUGCUGCUUCGAACACCGCAUCCAUGCGCUACAAGGAAAAACCUCGAGAUCGCGAGGCGGAGAAGCUGCGAAACCUUGCUAGACAGCUCAGAGAGUCGCAUGAGCACAGCACGAUGGACCCAUUCACUGCUGAGCCGGUGCGCACGCUAUUCGGGGAUUCUGGUAGCACCCCUUUCGUGAGGGCCGACGAUAGACAGAGGCAAAAGGCGAUUCUGAGCAAUGCCAGUGUCACUUCCGAGAAUUGGAUGCUGAUGAUGGCCAGGAGUACACAAGCCAUGAAUGGAGAGCUCUACGCCGGAAGGAAAGAGAGGCUCGUCAAUUUCGUGCGCCCAGAAGAGGCGUUGGGCGAUUUUGAGGAGAUCGACCGUCUGCAGAAACGCAUAGAUUCCAACGCCCCUCACGCAGGAUCAGUCACACAGAAGCUCGCGCGACCUGUUGGCGUGUACGAACCAGCAACGAACGUGGUGCAUGUCGCUCAGGAUACACAGCCCCGAUGGGCAACAAUUGAGAAGGUGCAUUUGGCUGCUCAAAGGUCGUUGAAAUUUGCAGUGCUCUUUCUGAACACCUUCUUUUCCUCGCCCUCUCAGGUGUCCGGUCGUCCCGAUUUUGCGAUGCAGCCCAAGGCACACGCACAGCCGAUCUUGGGCGGUGCUCGAGCUGGCAGUAAUGCCUGGGGGCUGGCAACGUUCACGACGAGCAUGCACCAACCGGCGGCUGCCCCUCAAGAAGUUCGAAUCCCAUCAGGCUCUGAGAAUUCAGGGGCGAGGUCUCCGUCGCAAAUGCAGGAGUGA
Ceraceosorus bombacis is the source of this 2901-nucleotide messenger RNA. Lineage: Eukaryota; Fungi; Basidiomycota; Exobasidiomycetes; Ceraceosorales; Ceraceosoraceae. The record is from the annotation of a GenBank genome assembly.